This is a messenger RNA of Hydractinia symbiolongicarpus, 1557 nucleotides long. RefSeq lists its product as uncharacterized. The record is from RefSeq and is a predicted model, not a curated record. The transcript is spliced from 3 exons. The coding region runs from base 250 to 1320 and encodes 356 amino acids. Lineage: Eukaryota; Metazoa; Cnidaria; Hydrozoa; Anthoathecata; Hydractiniidae.
GAUGAAUCAAUUAGAAAAGGUUCGAGUUGUAGAAAUUGGUGCUGUAUGAACAAAAUAAACAAAAAUUAACAAAACAAAAUGGUUAUAUCAAUCGUCUUUAAAUGUUUUUGGCUUUAAUAUUUUGGUUGUUAUGUUCUUGGAAAAGCUUCUGAUAUCUCUAGGUAUGAAAGGAUUCUCCCGACUGUCGUUAUCGUUCAAAAACAUAUAGCAUAUCUACCAGGAAACUGCACUUCGAACUUUUCCAAACAUAUGAUGCGAUGGUGUCCCUCUCAAGAAGAGAUGGCCCAAUUUUCAAUUUUUCGAAUAGCAGUUAUGAUCAUGUUUUUGUUUGCAAUUUGUUCGAUUACUUUCUAUUUGAGUGACCUUAAGACGUUUUCAAAGUCAAAAUAUAUCGGACCUGCAAUGAGAUCUAACUUCACAGCAAAACCAAAAAGCACCCACAAAACUACAAAGUGUGCCACAAUAGAACGUUUAAAAGGACUCGUGUUAGCUAUUAACUUCAACAGUCCUCACUUCAAAGUAGUACCACAACUGAAAGAAUAUUACGAACCAAUUUUUGGAAAGGUUAUAUUCUGUGGAGAGAAGAAAGACGACACUCUGGGUGUGAUUCAAAUCGAAGAAAACAAAGGUCGACAGGGAUAUAUAUGUGUGGUGACCGCUAUGAAGAUGUACCCCGGGUAUACCGGAUAUAUUCACAGCAAUGAUGAUGUUCUUGUUAACUGGUGGAGGUUAAUAGAUUUCAAUUUUAAAAACAUUUGGCUCUCUUCAAAACUUGAUUACAUAGGCGGUUACGUUUUUACACGAGAGCCUCCAGGUUGGUCAUGGUGGAGAGCCUUUAACACAGCAGCGUUGUGCAAGAAGACGUUCUAUCUGGCCAAGGAAAUGCUGAAAACAUCAAAGCAUACGAAUAUACCAUCAAAUAGAUUGCUCAGCCAAUACUACAAUAACACCAAGAAUGUAGAGCUAUGUUUGGCUUCAUAUGUGGACUUCUUUUACAUACCGCAGGAGUUCGUAUCAUCCUAUAUAAUAUUUGCAGAAUUAUUUGCAAGAGAAAAAGUGUACUUAGAAGCAGCCGUUGCAACGAUAUUUGCGUUCUUCACAAACCAAACCAAUCAUAAUAUAGUGACUAGUUUAUACUUACCAAAUAUAUACGGAUAUUCUAAGAUCUAUGAAAGCGGAGAAGCGUUUUAUAGAAGUUAUAGUGUUGAGUUAGACAUUUUGCAUCCAUUUAAGCUAGAUGGACCUAUGAAUGUAGCCAAUCAAAACAUAUUAAAGAACGUAAUAACAAAGCACGGAGAUAUGCUACGAAGUGGCUGUUAGUUGUAUAUUAGUUAACACUUUUGUCAUAAAAACAAGAGCAACGCUCUUUUAAACUCGGUCACGUAUAUGAAGAAAUGACACCUGGUAGGAAGACAUUUGGUUUUCAGUCAAUUUUGAAUUUUGCACAUUAUCAUAAUUUUUAACGCUUUUUAACGGAAAUAAAUAAUUUUGGAAAUAAAUAUUCCGGAUAGUUUUCUAGCACCGUUUAAAAUAAGAUUUAAAAUUUCUUUUUGACUA